Moneuplotes crassus is the source of this 1431-nucleotide messenger RNA. NCBI's taxonomy places the organism in Eukaryota, Ciliophora, Spirotrichea, Euplotida, Euplotidae. The record is from the annotation of a GenBank genome assembly.
AUAACUAUUAAAUUUAAUUCAAAUGGGGUUUGAAGAGAUCAGAGAGCAACUCAACUAUUUACACAGAAAAAGAGACUACUCAAAGCGUAAGAACAAGUUUGAGAUCAGCGAUGAAAAGGAAAACAACAUCAACGACUGCUCUAUCAGUGCUUCUGACUGAAAGGGCGACCACAGAAGUUCAUCUCUGUCCCUUCCAGCUCGUUCGAGGAGAGGUACCAAAGCAGAGCUCCAGCCCAAUCCAUCAAUGAUGCGCAAGCUUCGAUCUAACGGGAGUCCUAACUCCAAGGGCAUGUUCACUUCCUAUGUUCCAGAAAAAGAUCCGAAGAACAAGGCCAGAUACUUGCCUCCUUCCAAGCUUAAGAAAGGACCGGCAAACUACCAAGGUAGAAGAACAGUAAAAUUUAAAGAAGAAAGUGAUUACUCAAUGGAGUACUUUGGCCCAAUCAAGAAGGAAAAGAAGCCUGCUCCCAAGAAGAUUAUGUGCGUCACUGAGAUUAUGGUCGAUCUGAGCGAGUCCGAGACCAGCGUAGUAGAUGACUACGACGAAACAACUUCCCAAGAAAAACCGCUUCCAUCAAGCAGUAGUGAUAACCCGACCGUGAAUUGAGCUUCCCUAAAUGAAAGUGCCACAAAAAGCUCGGAUUCCAAAAAUAUGCUUCCCCCGGAUAAAUGGUCUUUUAUCUUUAAUGUCAGAAAAAGGUCCCAAAAAGGGAGGGAAAAGGAAGAAGAGGAGAAUAAGGAAAGCAAAAUUUCAAAAUCUCUCAUUGACAAGAUCCACAAGCAGAAAGACAUCUUUAGGAUGCCUCCCGCCAAGACUAACAAAAAGUCAUUGAACAAGAAACAGGAGCGACUAAACCGAAAUCUAGAAGCGCUGAUUUAUAAGAAGUUCAAUAACAGGAAGUCGGUCAGUAAGAUCCUCCAAAAGACCGCUAAACUGCAGAAGAACAUUGAUAGGAAGGUCCUAGGAGAACCUGUCGAGAGCCAAGAAACAGGAGAUGCCAUCAGACACUGAAUGAUGAAAAGAAUCAAAGGUUUUCAGAUGGCCAGGGCAGGUAACUACAAUCGAAAGGAACGAACCAGAGGGAAAAUAGACGCUAAGCACCUUAAGCUGAAGUAUCAGAGCUAUAAACAGAAGAGGAAGACCAAGAACUUUAACUUAUUCUCUCUCAAGCAGCUUGAUUUCCCAGAUGCUAACAAUUUGUUGAAGAAGAAGCUCUAUGAGUAUGAGUUUGACAACGAUGUGGAGUCUGACCAUGACGAAAUCACCAAGACAUGCUACGUCAGGCUUAAAGACCUGACGAUCUCCUUAAAAGAGCACCUAGAAAUGGGAGAAAUGUAUGACAACGAUGAUGAUGAUAUUGCCAUUAAAGAACAUGUUGGCUACUCUAAUUAAAGGCAUUCCAGAUCUAAUAUUCAAUAAUUUGAAAAUUA